Molecule: messenger RNA, 2015 nt
Organism: Portunus trituberculatus (swimming crab)
Lineage: Eukaryota; Metazoa; Arthropoda; Malacostraca; Decapoda; Portunidae
Product: glycerophosphocholine cholinephosphodiesterase ENPP6-like
Exons: 10
Coding region: 47-1444 (465 amino acids)
Source: RefSeq, a predicted model, not a curated record
CCACCACCAGCCUGCUGAGUUCUCGGUGGAUCUUCCCAGCGCUAGCAUGUCGAGAGUAGCGGCGGUGGUGGUGAUGGUGGUGGUGGUGGCGCAGUCUUCAUUAGCCACCAAUGACAACAGUUUGAUUAUGAUUCUUGUUGAUGGGUUUCGGUGGGAUUACACUUCGGUGCACGGCGCGGGGACACAACUUCUGGGGUUUCAUCAUUUUCACACGGAUGGCACCAGAGCUGAAUACGUGCGCCCGGCCUAUCCCUCCAAUUCCUUUCCAAACUGGCACACUAUUUCUACCGGCUUGUAUCCAGAGUGGCAUGGAAUCAUCGGGAACUUAUUUUACGAUCUCGAGAAAGACAAGACGUUUUAUCUUAUGGACUACAACGCCACGAGAGACCCGCGGUGGUGGGGGGACGCGGAGCCCAUCUGGACUACUGCUAUCGACAACGGCCUGCCAACUGCCUUCUUCCAGUGGUACAGGUGUGACGUGCAGCGAGGGACAGGAAGCGAUCUACCAUGGUACUGUGAGUGGUACGAGUAUGACGCAACGGGAAGCGUUCAUAAGCUGCCCAAGAGACUGUCCCGGGCCGUGGAGAUGAUUGAUAAGGAGGGCUACAGGCUGGUCAUGGUGUACGAGGGCGGCGUGGACACAAUGGGACACUACAAAGGCCCGCUGUCCCCCGAGGUGGCUGCCGCGGUGAGGGACGUGGACCAGGCGCUGCAGGGACUGUGGCGCCGCCUGGAGGAGAGAGGGAUAAUGAACUCGACAAACGUAGUGGUAGUGAGUGACCACGGUAUGACGCAAGUGAAGGACGGCAGCCUGCAGGAGGUGGAGGUGGGCCAGUGUCUGCAGGAGGACGAGGUGCAGGUGGUGGUGAAUGACAGCAGCUACCUUAUCCUUGAACCCGCACCUGGUAGGAGCGAACAGGUGGUUGAGAGACUGAAUUCCUGCCCAGAGGUAAAGCACAAAAUCAAGGCGUUCCUGAAGGAGAGCGUCCCGACUCGUUACCACUACAAGGCCCACAGAUUCAUAAUGAAGGUGGUGGUGAUCGCUGAGAAAGGAUAUACAAUGAUUGUUAAUAAAGCGGCGCCAAGUAUUAAGGUUCUAUCGCAUGACUUAUCAUCGUACUUUGGCAACCAUGGUUUUGACGACACUCAGGGACACCAUCCAGAUAUGAGGGGGGUGUUGUACGCAGCGGGGCCAGCCUUCGCCAGGGGCCGGACAGCAGGGCCAGUGGAACAAGUAGACGUGUAUGGGUUACUCUGCCAUGCGCUCCAGCUAACCUGCCACGCUAACAACGGCACGCCAGCACACAUCGCGCCCUUCCUCGCCACGCCCUCAUCACCCAACACCCCCGACACCUGGAGUACUGGGAGUGUUUCUCCCUACAUCUUCACCACCGCUGCAGCCAUUCUCCUCCUUUUCUUCUACUAUGGCAGCGCAUUUCACUAAUUUGUGCUUUACUUAUCGAAACAGUAGUAGUAGUAGUAGUAGUAGUAGUAGUAGUAGUAGUAGUAGUAGAAAGGGGCAAAUGAGUAUGGACACCUUCUUUGUAUGUAUUUCCGUAUUUUGAAACAGUUGUCUCACCAUGACUUAUUUUCCAGGUCCACAAAGAUGAUUAACCGGGUUCUCAAGAAUAUUUCCCUUGUAAGUAGUGUAGAAACCUUGUUAACCGUAAAAACAUCCUUAGAAAGCAGCAUCACUUCAACUAGAGACCAUUGUAAGUUGUGAAGGUGCAGCGCUGAACUGUUUUGUAGUAAUUCAAGUCUUGUAGUAAUGUGUGGUUUGUCUUCUGUUGUCUUAGUGGCAAAUAUCAGCAUGAUGGAUAGACUAACUGAUAGACAAACAAACAGACAGAUAAAUGAAUACAAAGUUACAUAAAAAAAAAAAAAAUGUAAAGAAAGAAACGUUUAUAUAUGAUACAGAUAGAAAUGUUUGAGUUAUAUCGUGUGUGUGUGUGUGUGUGUGUGUGUGUGUGUGUGUGUGUGUGUGUGUGUGUGUGUGUGUGUGUGUGUGUGUGUGU